Messenger RNA from Theobroma umbraticum, 2554 nucleotides. The record is from RefSeq and is a predicted model, not a curated record. NCBI's taxonomy places the organism in Eukaryota, Viridiplantae, Streptophyta, Magnoliopsida, Malvales, Malvaceae.
AUGAACCGUGAAAGGGGAGUUAAACCCUCAUCUUCACGGCAUAACAAUGUGGUUUCCCAAGCUUUCACUGUUCCUUCUAUCAAUUGGUAUUUGCUGUUCGCUAUUCCAAGCACCCGCUUUUGCGACAAAAAGUCUUACAUAGUCUACUUGGGGUCGCAUGCACACGGCCCAGAAGUUACGGAUGCUGAUCUUAAUCGAGUGACUGAUUCUCAUUAUAAUCUCCUCGGUUAUUCUUGGAAGGUAUGUAAGGAGAAGGCCAGAGAAGCCAUCUUUGACUCGUACCAAAGACAUAUCAACGGUUUUGCUGCCACCUAAGAGGAAGAGGCUGCUGAGAUUGCAAUGCAUCCUGAAGUUGUAUCAGUUUUCCCAAACAGACUAAGUAAAUUGCAAACGACUCAUUCAUGGGAACUCAUGUCCCUGGAAUGGAAUGGUGAGGUGGUUCCUGGUUCCUUGUGGACGGAGGUGAUUGGUGAAGACACCAUCAUUGCAAACAUAGACACCGGCGUUUGGCGAUCAAAAAGCUUUUGCGACGAAGGGAUUGGACCUGUUCCGUCCAGGUGGAAAGGUGAAUGUCAGCUUGACUCUGAGGCUGGGGUUGGUUGUAACAGAAAGCUCAUUGGAGCAAGGUACUUCAACAAAGGUUUUAUUUCAAAUGGUGGAGGGGUGAACUCUUCUCAAUUAAAUGCCCUUGACGAGGAUGGCCAUGGCACUCACACACUUUCAACAGCGGGUGGGAGCUUUGUUCCAGGAGCCACCGUCUUAGGUGGAUUACGGACUGCCAAAGGUGGCUCGCCUAAAGCGCGGGUAGCUGCUUAUAAGGUGUGCUGGGGACCAAAAAAUAAAUGCUUUGACUCUGAUGUCCUGGCUGCAUUUGACAUGGCCAUACAUGACGUUGAUGUGAUUUCAGUGUCACUCUCUUCUAAAGAUGUAGGUUGUGGGUACUUCGAUGAGUGAGCCAUCGGAGCAUUCCAUGCCGUUAAACAUGGUAUUACAGUUGUCGCCGCUGGAAAUACAGCAAGGCAUGGAGCUGGAUCGGUUAGGAAUUUCGCACCUUGGAUGAUAACCGUUGCAGCCAGCACCUUGGACCGAAAAUUUAAAGAUUAUGUUGAACUAGAAAACGGUCUUCACCUUGAGGGCAUAAGCCUUUCGAAGCCUCUCCCUGAACAUAGAUUCUAUCCACUUAUUACUGGUGCAGAGGGCAUGGUUGCCAACGGAAGUUCUGACUUAGGUUUGCUAUGCCUUGAAGAUCUUGAUCCUAAUAAGGUGAAGGGUAAAAUUGUAGCCUGCCUCGAGGGUGGGUAUGUCUUUCCGGUAAUGAAAGGAUUGCUAGUAGCAGAGGCUGCUGCUGGGAUGAUUAUGUGCAAUCAUGAGCGUUCUCCAAAUGAAACUUCAUUUGAAGAACUUCAUUUCCUUCCGGUAUCGCAUCUCAACUACGAGGAGGGUCGUUCACUCUAUGCCUACAUCAAUUCUUCGAAAAUCCAAUGGCAUAUUUUACACCCCCAACGACACAAACUGUAUACAAAGCCUGCUCCAUUAAUGGCAGUUACCUCCGCUCGAGGACCAAACCCUUUUACACCAGAGAUCCUUAAGCCUGAUAUCACAGCACCUGGAGUUGAUAUCAUAGCUGCCAACACCGAAGCAGUGUCCCCCACAGGUAUUCCCGAGGAUACCCGCAGGUCUGCUUUCCUUUUUAAAAGUGGUACUUCAAUGUCUUGUCCUCACGUUGCUGGAGUUGCUGGUCUUCUGAAGACACUUAAGCCCGACUGGAGUCCAGCUGCAAUAAGAUCUGCAAUCAUGACUACUGCGGAAACAAGAGAUAAUACUGGAAACACUUUGCGGGAUGAGCUCUCAUUGAACGAGUCAACGCCAUUUGGCUAUGGUUCUGGACAUAUCAAACCCAACCGAGCAAUGAAUCCUGGCUUGGUCUAUGACUUGACAGUCGAAGACUAUCUGGACUUUCUUUGUGCCAUUGGCUACAACCAAUCAAUGGUAGAACGUUUCUCUGAAGGUCCCUACACAUGUCCCGAAUCAGGCAAUCCUCUGGACUUAAACUACCCCUCGAUAGCGGUUCCUAAACUCUUAGGCUCAGUCACCAUAUCUAGGAAGCUGAAAAAUGUUGGCACACCAGGCAAUUAUGCUGCUCAUGUUUGUGAACCAUUCGGGGUUUCGGUUUCUGUGGAGCCUAGCUCAUUGCAGUUUGAGAACAUUGGAGAAGAGAAGAGCUUUAAGUUGACUCUUAAAGCUAAGGGGGAUGGUGCGGCUAAUGAGGACUAUGUUUUUGGAGCACUGACAUGGACGGACGGAAAGCAUUAUGUACGGAGUCCAAUAGCGGUUGCUGCAGCAGCUUCUACUUGAUAUUUAGGUUCAAUACAACUUUUUAUUUUUCUUUUAAGAUUCCAUAGGUAAAAUCCUUUUGAUUUAAAUUGAAUGCUCAGUACCAAGUACUAAAACAUUUUUUAUUUCAAAAUAAAUAGAAAUAAAUGUGGGGGUAUCUUUGUCCGUAAAAAAAAUGAGAGGACAUUUAAACUCCAAACAAGAUUGAAAUUGACCAAAA